Molecule: messenger RNA, 1888 nt
Organism: Pelagomonas calceolata
Lineage: Eukaryota; Pelagophyceae; Pelagomonadales; Pelagomonadaceae
Source: the annotation of a GenBank genome assembly
GCAGAGGCUUGCCAGGCCGCGUAAGGAGCAAGCAGCGGCGUCUCGUGCGCCGCCAGCGUGAUUUUGGCAUUGCUUCACAGUUGUGGUCGCUGUCGCUGUGCGUGGCUGCAGCGUGAUCGGCGCCGGUGCUGUUUAGCUCUCUAUAGCAGUGAGAGGGGCCUCCUUGCGCAGCACCCGUGCGAUGCGGCCAGCCCGCACAAUGGAUGCGAUCAUCAAGCUCGGCGAGCGGCUAAAAAAUCUGAAAUCUCAGACGAAGGAAGCGGGCUUCGGCGGGGAGGGCACGGGUGCGCCGCCGUACGAGCUGACAUUUGGAGGAGUGGAAAGGGCCAUGAUUCAAAUUCCGGGCGCAUAUAUUGAGCAUGGUCCGUCUGAGAAUUUCUUGGCCUCCAUCACGGCGAUGCCCGCCUACGAGGGCAAGUCCUUCGAGGAGCUGCGGCUCGAGGACUACGCAAAGGGUGUAGGCCCCGCGCCGGUCGGCACGCCUAGCAAGCCCAAGAAGAAGAGCUUGAUUCCACGUGCUGCCGCACUCUUCGCCAAGACGGUCCGCCGCAGUCCGUCCAAGGGCGGCAGCGACGCGAAUCUGGCGCCCCAGCGUGGCUGGGGCGCCGUCGACGCGACCUUACCUCCGGGACCGCCGGCCGCCGCGCCGCCGCCACCGGUGGACGCCGCGGCGCUCGCGCGCGACGCGGCGGCGCGCCGCAUCGAGGCCGCGUUAUCACGCGCGCGCGCGGCCGGCGUCCCGGUCACCGUUAACGGGGCAGAGGCGUACGGCCCCGCCUGGGUCGCGAAGUCGGUACGGCAGGCGGCGUUCCCCGAGACGUUCGCGGACCGCGUCGAGAGCGCCAUGGCCAAGCGCGUCGAUGCCGUGCUGUCGGUGCCGUGUCCGCCGAUGCGGCCGGUGCGUAGGAAGGUCACUGCCAGGGCGACGCGGCGAUGGGCGAGUGAGCGGGUCAUGCUCCGGUGCCGCCGCGUCUACUUCGGCACGAAACUGCAGCGCGACGUCACGGUCGUCUUCACGCCGUCCUGCCUCACGCUGGAGUGGCGAGGCAACGACGCUUCGGGAUCAUACAUUGAGGCAAGAAUCGCGCCGUCCCACAUGACCUCGUUCGACAUGCACUACGGCCCGGUGCCUGGCGCGGACGACGACGAAAUGGCGCCGGUUGCGAUCCGCGAUUUUUUUGCCAUCGGCCUGCGCCAGAAGCCACCGCACCUCCGCUCCGUGGAGGGCUGGGAGCCCACCGACGACUGGGGGCCGCGCAAGUACGUCGUCGUCGUCCUCGAGGGCGAGGCCCUCGCCACCGUUAAGCGCGAGGCGGUGCCGGCCGUCGUCUGGGGCGGUCGCCUCGGCUGGCCCGCCGCGCCCGUCCUCGGCACGGCGGCGGCGGCGCGGGAGUUCCUCGAGGGUGUCUCCGUCGUCGAUGCGGCGCUGCGCGGCGCGGCGCUGCGGAAUAGUCUCUGCGAAGCUCCGUCUGCGCGCGGGAAUAUGCUUCUCAAGAGUCAGGCCGCGCGAGCGAUCAUGGACGACCCAUUACUCCGGGAGGCGGCCAUCGCCGGGACGCUGACGCGCAAGAUGGUGCGGAAGGCGCUCAUCGCGCGAUCUGACACCUGCGCCACGGAAAUCGAGGUGAUGAUACUGAAGAUGAGAAGGAGUUUCAAGGACGACAUCAAGGCGGGGAUCCGGACAGCCGCGAAGAUACUGCGCACGCAGGCCCGCCAGGCGCGGCGUCUCUGCGACGUCUGCGGCGGGCGGGGCCCGUUGGACCGGGAGGCCUUCCCCUCAUGCGGCGGGUGCGGCGCGCGGCGCUAUUGUUCCGGCGUCUGCCAGCGGGAUGACUGGGUCGCGGGCGGGCACUCGAGCGUGUGCCCGUGGUGCCCCAACGAGUUGUAA